UUUCGCUUAGAAUGUAGUCGUUUAUUUCCGUAAGUCACGUGAUUCAACCCCAAAACACGUAGUUGAGCAAGGAAAAUUGACAAAAAUAAUUGUGUAAAUUAACUUAAUUUAAAAGGACAAUGUCAUCUUCCGGAACGAGAGUGUAUGUUGGAAGAUUGCCAAAUGAUGCAAGGGAUAAAGAUAUUGAAAGGUUUUUCAAAGGUUACGGCAGAUUGCGGGAAAUUUUGAUGAAAAAUGGCUACACAUUUGUGGAAUUCGAUGAUCCAAAAGACGCUGAUGAUGCUGUGUAUGAAUUAAAUGGAAAAGAAAUGCUUGGUGAAAGACUUAUCAUAGAACAUGCCAGGGCCUCAAGGGGAGGCCCCAGGGGUGGAGGCGGUGGAUUUGGAGACAGAUACGGUGGUGGAGGAGGUCGGUUUGGUGGUGGUGGUGGAUAUGGAGGAGGAUACGGCGGAGGUGGUGGCCGGUUUGGUGGGGGCGGGGGCAGAGACAGGUACGGGGACUCCGGAUACAACAGCAGGCGACCCAGUGGUGGGGGCAGAUAUGGGCCACCCCAGAGAACUGACUACAGACUGAGAGUUGAAAACCUUUCAUCUAGAGCAAGCUGGCAGGACCUGAAGGACCACAUGAGGACGGCUGGUGUGGAGGUUACCUUUGCUGAUGCCCACAAACAGAGGACUGGUGAAGGAGUGGUUGAGUUCUCAUCCGAGUCGGAUAUGCUGCGUGCUAUUGACAAGAUGGACAAUACAGACAUCAACGGCAAGAAGAUCAAACUGGUAGAGGAAGGACGAGGAGGUCGAAGCAGCAGCAGACGCAGCCGAUCCAGGUCCCGCAGCCGAUCCAGGUCCCGCUCCAGGAACCGCUCCAGGUCUCGAUCCAGGUCUGACAGCCGAAGCUCCAGGAGCAGCCGAUCAAGCACCCCACCCAAGAAACGCUCCCGCACAAAGUCUGGUGAUGGGGAGGGGGGUGACUGAGUGUUAUGCUUCAAACUCUGGGGGUUAAAAGCAGGCAUUUUGAUAGAGUUUUGCCACAGACUCUAAGACUCUUGUUAAAUCUCUUGUAAUGUGGUCAGGAACUUACUUUCUAUUCUACGGCUUUGUUGGCCUUUCUAAAUUGAUACAUAUUUUAUGAUCAUUUUUUAUAUGUUUAUACAAAAACAAAUGUGUCUGUUGAACAUGGUUGAACUGCACUUUUUUGACCGAGUGUGUCAAAUGUUGAAAUUUUAAUUUACAACAGAAUGUUUUCUAGGGGUACCAAAUUGAAUCAGUUAUGAAAUUAGGGAAAAGGUAUGCCUAAAUAAUGCCAUCUUAAUGAAUGGAACUCGAUAAAUUGCGUCCAUAUUAUAGUACUUACUUGUAGAAUAAUUUGGUUUGUCUUAAGAAAAAAGAAUACUGUUUUAUAUAACUAUGAUAUUUCUGUUAAAGUGCUGGUGCACUGUUUUUUUCUGUACGAUUAUGAUUUGUGACAAAAAAUAUAUCUUUAAUAUUUCAGUUUUCAUAUACUUUAUAUUGUAGUUUAUCUAUAAUGUGCCUGAAAUGAGAUUUGAAAAAGAAGAGUUAAUAUUUGUGGAGUGUAUUGUUAUCACUACUAAUAGAAUGUGUUGUUUUUUCUUUUAGUUGUUUAACUGUUAUUUCAUUUGAGAACCAUAGGAAAGAGAUCUAAACAGUUAUAAUGCUUAAAGGCCUGUCAAAACAAAAACAAAAGACUCAAAAAAUGGUGAUUAAAAAAUUAUCCUCAGUAUCAUGCUGGAAUUAGUUUCAGUAUUGAUAGUAAAAAAAAAAUGGCAGUUGACGAAUUUCGAAAUCUAAUUUGAAGCACAUGGUUGCUCAGUUCGUAAAAAAUAUUAAAAUUUUGUAUGUGGUAGUUAUUGGAGGAUUUAUUAAAGUGUAAUUUGCCCGUUACUGGUGUCAGUUACAAAAGUAAUGCAAGUAGACCUUUGACCUUCAAGCUUUUCACAGAUAUAAAAAUCAACCAUUGGAAUCAUUUUGCUGUACAUAAAACAUGAAAAACACUGUAUUUCAUUAUAUAUCUUUUUAACACUAUACCAUUGUACAUUGAUAGUGUCUUAUGAAGGGAUGUACAGUAAUCUUGUGUUAUAAUGCAGUUUCUAUUGAAAUUUCUAUACACCAUCGCUUCAUAUCAUUACUGCAUGUACUGAACAAGUUUUUCAUCAUCAUUCAUUCAAUUUCGUGAGAAAUACACAUAUGUUUUUAACAUGUAAAAAAAUUAUUGUGAAAUAAAAAUGUCAUAUUUUACAAAA
Molecule: messenger RNA, 2257 nt
Organism: Mya arenaria
Lineage: Eukaryota; Metazoa; Mollusca; Bivalvia; Myida; Myidae
Product: serine-arginine protein 55-like
Exons: 8
Coding region: 120-971 (283 amino acids)
Biological process (GO): alternative mRNA splicing, via spliceosome; mRNA splice site recognition
Cellular component (GO): cytoplasm; ribonucleoprotein complex; nucleus
Molecular function (GO): mRNA binding
Source: RefSeq, a predicted model, not a curated record